AUGGAUGAUACAUAUGGUAUGUCUGAGUAUACAUGCCUUGAUACUCUUGCUGAAUUCUGUGAAAUAACUGUUCAGCUUUACAAAGAGGAGUACAUCCGUCAACCAAAUCAAGUAGAUCUAGAGCGGCUUCUUCGCAAAGUUGAAGUUCGUGGCUUUCCGAGCAUGAUAGGGACACUAGAUUGCAUGCAUUGGCAGUGGAAGAAUUGUCCCACCGGAUGGAAAAGAGGUGGAAAAUCGAGAAAGCCAACAAUUAUGUUAGAGGCGGUUGUAUCAUUUGACAUAUGGAUAUGGCAUGCUUUCUUUGGAGUCCUAGGAUCCCAAAAUGAUAUUACAAUUCUUGGUCGUUCACCCCUUUUCAAUAACCUGACGAAGGGUAAAUCACCUAAACUUGACUACUACGUCAACGGUCGUCAACACAACAUGAGGUAUUACUUGGCAGAUGGCAUCUACCCAAAGUAG
Molecule: messenger RNA, 459 nt
Organism: Pyrus x bretschneideri (Chinese white pear)
Lineage: Eukaryota; Viridiplantae; Streptophyta; Magnoliopsida; Rosales; Rosaceae
Exons: 1
Coding region: 1-459 (152 amino acids)
Source: RefSeq, a predicted model, not a curated record